Messenger RNA from Periconia digitata, 2387 nucleotides. The record is from the annotation of a GenBank genome assembly. NCBI's taxonomy places the organism in Eukaryota, Fungi, Ascomycota, Dothideomycetes, Pleosporales, Periconiaceae.
AACGGGCUUGUGGAGUUCUCGUUUGCAGUAUUUUCAUAUCUGGUUCAGGAGGGCAUUAUCGACAUGUCUUCUACUGCAUCAGUAGACGCUUCUGGGUCUGCGGGCCCGGUAGUCAAGCACUCUUUCUUGCGCUCUGUGCCCUUUAACAUAAUCGUGGCAUGUGGUGUCAGUUUCACGGCUCCAGGAAUGUGGGAUGCAUUAGGUGGACUAGGAGCAGGAGGAGCAGCUGAGCCCUACGCUGUCAGUGCCGCAAACGCAAUCGUCUACGGUCUCUUCGCUGUGGUCUGCGUCCUCGCCGGUGCAAUCAACAAUCGAAUUGGUCUCAAGUACGGUCUCUGCCUCGGUGCCAUCGGAUAUCCCCUCUAUGGAGCUGGCCUGUACACCAACAACACGAGCGCAAACACCUGGUUCAUGCUUUUCGGCAGCGCCUUGUGCGGUAUUUCAGCUGGUUUUUUCUGGGCUGCCGAAGCAGCCAUUAUCAUCGGAUACCCGAGCCCUGGCGACCGCGCCUUUUACCUCGCCAUCUGGCAGACUGCCAAAGCAUCUGGUCCGAUCGUAGGCGGUGCCAUCAAUCUCGGCUUGAAUGCGAAUCGCAAGACCACUGGCUCCGUUUCUAGUUCAACAUACAUUGUCUUCAUCGUCAUCAUGUGUCUCGGCCUCCCCAUCGCCCUCUGCCUUUCCUCCGCCGAGAAAGUAUGGCGCAAGGACCGCACUCGCGUCGUCGUUUCUAAAGCGCCUACUUGGGGCGCCGAAUUCAAAGCAGUGGGGAAACUUUUCGCAAGCCGUCGCAUUCUCCUCCUGCUCCCUGCCUUCUUCAUCAGCUACUUCUACAACGGGUUUAUGAGCACGUGGCUCACUCAGUACUUCACUGUCCGCUCGCGAGCCUUCUCCUCCUUCUUCACCAACUUCGCAGGAAUCUUCUCUUCCUUCAUCAUCGCCACGCUUUUGGAUAACCAGGGUAUUCACAUCAAGAUGCGCGCGAGGAUAGCGUUCAUUUCCAUCAUCACCAUUUUGACUGGCACAUGGAUCUGGGCGUCGAUUUUGCAGAAACAGUUCUACGAUGCCCCUGCUAAACCCGUCUUCGAUUGGUUCCAGGGCGGCUUCGGGAAAGCCUACGCGCUAGUUUUCUUCUGGCAGUUUGGCGGACAAGCGUUCCAACAGUUCCUCUACUGGAUGGUCGGACAGUAUGCCACGGAUCUGUCGAAUCUAUCGCAUCACACUGGAAUUCUGAGGGGUAUGGAGGCACUGGGACAGACAGUCGCUUGGGCCAUGCAGUCGGAGGGCAACGCAAAUCACUUUGUGAGCAUUGGCAUCAACUUCGGUGUGACAUUGUUGUGCGUUGUGCCGACGUGGAUUGUGCUGAGUGAGUUGGAAGGGAGCCACGAGGUUAAGGUUUCGGAGGACAGCUCGAUUGACGAAGAGGGGAGAAGUGGUGCGGAUGUGGAUCACAAGUUGUAGUUUUUGUAACAUGAUGUGUGUGUAUAGAUUCACGCACUGUAAUAUAGCAAGACUCUAAUAUUGAAGUUCAUAUAUGUUCACAACCUUCGCCCUCGAAAUUGUUCUCGUUGCUAAGGCUUUCAAUCGCCAUCAAACCAAAUCCACAUGCGUCAUCAUCAAGCAUGCAAUUUAGCUGCCCAGUGCAGUUUGUUGUUCGAUAUCAAUCUAUCCAAGCACAGUUACAAGCAAGAAUUCCUCGUAGAAUUGCAUUCAUCUUCAAAAUAAUCAACUAAAAUCUCCCCUCUUCACUACCUAUCGAGACUUUGGUCUCCGGCGCCGCAUCAACAUAACCUUCCUGAUUCGAAUGCUCAAAAUUCUCCAUGUACCCAUCAAUACUGUUCACACUCCUUAAAAACCGCAUUUACGCAGACUUCUUCUCCUUCAAUCCAACAAAGUAUGCGGCGUUGGUACCGCUGAACGCCCUUUCCACAGAAGCUGCUUCAGCAUCACGUUUCGCUUUGUUCUUCAGUCCACCGAAGUAGGCAAUGUUGGCGCCGCUGAAAGCCCGCUCGACGGAUGCUUUAUUCGCUUCCGCUGAAGCAUCGCGCUUGGCCUUCUCUUUCAAUCCACCAAAGUAUGCGGCGUUGGUACCGCUGAAUGCACGUUCGACAGAGGCUGCGUCGGCCUCUGGCUACAACCACUUGUAUGAGUACCCUUUUUUUUCGAAAACGAAUGUGGAUUUACUUACUUUGGCGACUGGAGCCGCAAGGGUGGUGGCUGCGAUCAGCGAUAGAACGACACCGAAGAACUUCAUGUUGCUGGUGUUUGCCUUUGGACGAAGGAAUUGGAAGGGUAGCGAUGGGACAUUGUAUUCGCAGUUUUCAAACGCUUUAUAUUUCGUAUUUGGAAACGUUCUGCAAGGUUGGAGUAUGCAGGACUCUUACUGUACG